This is a messenger RNA of Schizophyllum commune H4-8, 804 nucleotides long. RefSeq lists its product as uncharacterized. NCBI's taxonomy places the organism in Eukaryota, Fungi, Basidiomycota, Agaricomycetes, Agaricales, Schizophyllaceae. Bases 97 to 696 code for a protein of 199 amino acids. The record is from RefSeq and is a predicted model, not a curated record. The transcript is spliced from 3 exons.
AGCCUACUGGAGGGGAGCGCUUCUUGACCGCUAACCACCAUCCCCGGCGCAAGCAGCCGCAUAUAUGCGCGCAAAUCGCCUUGAAAACGACCCGUCAUGACCACGUCUCUUCCCAAUUCACCUUCGCCAGGGUUCAAUCAGAGCGCAGGGCAAACACCCGCGUCUCCAUCUGUUCCUUUUCCGUCUCCCAACUUUGAUCCUGAUCCUGGAAGCCCUUCAUUGAGUCCGCAAGCUCACCCAACUCCGACAAUCGCACCUGUUCGCAGCCCCACAACAGAAUCUCCAGACUCGCAACCAAACACCUCCCCACUCACAUACUCAGACAAGCUCUCCGCUCUCCCCGUCCCCAGCCCCGCCAACUCCCCCAACCCGAACCGCGGCAUAAAGUCGCCCGUGUUCUCCACUCGCGGCUUCCGGCGCAGCCUCGACGCGUCGUUCUCCCUCCCCUCGUUCGGGAGCUCGUCGGCGUCGGACAACUUGCACCACACGUCGCCCGUCAUGUACCCCAACUCGCCGAGUUUGGGCCGCUGGACGCUGGGAGGGCGCCCGCGCGGGGCGAGCGCCUCGGAGGGGUCGCUCGCGUCGCAGACGGCGCCUCCGCGGCGGACGUCGACGGAUGGGGAAAGGGCGUCGCUGCCGACGGUGCACAGUUUGCGACAGGGUGCGUGUGGUGCUGGGAUGGCGGAUAACAGCUGACCGGAUUUGCAGCGCUGUCUCGCGGCCUCCGCGGGAGCGACCCGUACCUCGGUGGGCAGUCCGAGCCUGCGAACCGGCCGCGCUCCCGUUCGCACUCGCGCGGCGUGU